This is a messenger RNA of Oldenlandia corymbosa var. corymbosa, 2625 nucleotides long. NCBI's taxonomy places the organism in Eukaryota, Viridiplantae, Streptophyta, Magnoliopsida, Gentianales, Rubiaceae. The record is from the annotation of a GenBank genome assembly.
AUGCUGCUGAGGAGAAGACUAAGUUCACUGUUAUCGACCUCAAUCUGCAACCUCCCAAUAAAAAGCAGGAAUCCCGUUUCCCGUAUUUCCCCAAAACAAAUCCCUUCCCUUGAAUUCUUGAGGAAUUAUACCAGCCGCAAUCAUUUCUGUAAUGGGGUUCUUGGGUCCCAAUUACUUGGAAUGAAUAUGGGUUUGGGCCGGAGGAGCUAUUCGAGUCUGUUGGCCUUGAAUGAUUUGAGUGAUAAAAAGGGAUCCACGACACAGAAGACCCGGAAAGGACGUGGUAUUGGGUCGGGCAAAGGGAAGACUGCAGGGAGGGGUCAUAAAGGGCAGAAGGCUAGAGGGACUAUGAAGUUUGGGUUCGAAGGUGGCCAAACCCCCCUUCGCCGUCGUGUUCCUAAACGUGGGUUUAAGAACCCGUUUAGCCUUACAUUCCAGCCAGUUGGUUUGGGUAAGAUUGCCCAGUUAAUCAAUGCUGGCAAGAUAGACUCAUCAGAGUUGAUCACCAUGAAAACUCUCAAGGAUGCUGGAGCAGUUGGGAAGCAGAUAGAAGAUGGAGUUAGGCUGAUGGGACGUGGUGCAGAACUUAUUGAGUGGCCUAUUCAUCUAGAGGUUUCAAGGGUUACCGUUCGGGCAAAAGCGGCUGUCGAAGCUGCUGGUGGAUCUGUGAGGAGAGUUCAUUACAACAAAUUAGGCUUCAGGGCUCUACUCAAGCCUGAGUGGUUUGAAAAGAAGGGCAGGUUGCUUCCUAAAGCGGCACGGCCUCCACCAAAACUACAAGACAAGAUGGUUGGACCGGGAAUGAAGAAUAUAGGGAAAAAUCCCAUCAUCCAAACUGAAAACAGGCAAUGCUUCUCCAGAGGAAAACGAGUCCAGGCCAUCUCUACGCCAAGUAUCCAAGAGUUUAAUUUGCGAGAUGAAGAACUAAAUGAUGAUGUAGAUGCAUCAUCAACCGUAAUUGUUCCACGAGUUGGAACUAAGCGUCCACUGGUGUUACCAGAGAAUUCCAUGGCGAAAGAUGCUCAAAACACAAGAGACUUGACUCCUACUAGGAAUGAGGAGCAAAUUGUUCAAGCUCCUGCUAAGGCUACCUGCAUAACUAAAGCCUCUUCGGCAAAGAGAGGAAUUACAAGAAAUACCCGACUAGCUAACAAAAGGAAUGCAAAUGAACCUGUUGUGGUGGAAUUUGAUGAAUCCUUCAAGCGUAUAGUUGGUCCAAGAUCACAAGACUUCAUUCAAGAAUUAGGUUGUGUUGUCCGUAAAAUGGCGGAUUUCACUUUGAAGAAUUUCCAGUCACAAAAAGAGACUUUGAUCGAUGACAUCAUCAAGAAUGCAUCGGAUGGCGUUCGAUAUGAGGAUGGACAUUUAGCAAGAGAAUGUACUUUUAAGCAAUUGGUGUGUUGUCCAUGUCGUGUCAUUGAGGCGCGAGUGCAAGAAUUGGAAGCUUUGUUGAAGGGCUUUGAAGUAGGUGACAUUGGAGUUCAUGAUGAGGUUGUCAACAAGCAAUUGGUGAACUUUAGUGACAAGGUGCUUCGUGUGGAACAAGAGCUUUAUAACCUUAAGCAAGAGCAUGAAGGUAUGAAGGGAGGCAUCUUCAAGGAGAUCGAGUCUAUGCAACGAGAUUUGAUCCAACAUUUUAUUGAGAAAGAUAAUGCGUUUUUUAUGGGAGAUAGAGAAUUAUAUCGAGCAUAUCAUAGAGUUUUGUUGUUGGAAUUGCGAAAGAAUAGAAAUAUUUGGAAGAAGUGUAAUGAUUCUUGGAAAGAACAAGGUGUUGCUUUGAGAUAUACUCCUCAUUGUGUUGAGUCAAACGUGGAUCAUGUCUUUUGUACUAUAGGUGCGAUAGAUCGGGUUGAUAAUUUGAUUGUGGCUAUCGAUGGGGGUAGUAGCAUCAAUUGGAUAAGUGAGGAGUUUGUUAGAGUUUUGGAAGUGAAGGACUUAAGUGAACAUUACAAAUUACGGUUGUUGCAUGGUGGAAUGGAAUUGAGCGUUACUCAAAGUGUUAAGGUGGAUCUUCGCAUUGGGGAUCUUGUUUCGAGUGAGUUGCUUGAUAUAGUACCUAUGACGGCGUGUGAUGUUGUUUUGGGUCUUCUUUUCAUUAAGAAGUUGGGAAUGGUCUUUGUUGGUUCAUUGAAUGUGUUCUCAUAUCGAGAUCAUGAACAUAGAUUGGUGGAAUUGAGAUCAUUAUCACCGUGGGAGAGUGAGCAUAUCAUGUUCAAGAGACGUGAGCUUGUUAGAGCAUUGUGCAAAGUGACGGAUGUACAACAAAAUAAGAAGGAAGUUGGUGGUCCAAGGUUGUUUCCGUUUAAGAAUAGAAGAAAGUUUACUAUGAGAACUUGGGCUUCUUUGAAGGACUAUUCACCAAUGCCUUCUAAUGGGAACAAUGAGGUUGAAGAAGAAUCGCUUAAUCAUAAUCAAGUGUCUGAGGAGUCAAGUGGUGAUUUCCCUAGCAAGUGGAGUGAUUCAAGUGAUGAAGAUUCAAGUGAUGACUAUUCACCAAUGCCUUCUAAUGGGAACAAUGAGGUUGAAGAAGAAUCGCUUAAUCAUAAUCAAGUGUCUGAGGAGUCAAGUGGUGAUUUCCCUAGCAAGUGGACUGAUUCAAGUGAUGAAGAUUCAAGUGAUGUCUAA